AUGACGAAACAUGACGUCCGUUGCCGUUCGAGCUUCGAAGCGCUCGAGCUCCGCGUCGCCUCCUGCAUUUUGGCGGUUCAAGCUGGCGUUGUCCGCGUUGCUGUGCAAAUCGGUUCCGGGACAGGCGGCUCACUUGGACAAGCUUUGUUUCCGGUGGUGCCGCGUUUCGAUGUGGUGAAACACCAGCAGUUGGAUGCCAAGGACAUGCGCGCAGUGGCGAAGUUGAGGUGCUUGCAGGAGCUCAUGUCGGACGAAGCAAGUCGGACAAAGCCGCAAAAGGGCUGUAGCAGACUACAACCGCUAGCAUCCUUAAUCGCAGCAAAGCCUGCCACGAUCACUUGGAAUCUGCAGCUGAAAGAUGUGCUGACGGGCAAUUCAUUGUAUCCCUUGGAAUCGCUCUGGGUGCAUCAGGGAAGGCUGCGUUGCCGCCUGGUGGCCUACGUCCAGGGCUCCUGCUUUCACUUACGCUUACGGCCUUCUUGCGAGGCUGGCCAUGUGGUGGAAGAGAUGGAAUUGCAGGCGAUGCUGAAUCUGUUUGGACUCACCGAGAGCCCUUUGAGCGCCUUUAUCACAGAAGAGAACUUCCAUCAUAAGGGCGUGGCCGUGGAGCUGAGCGAUUUGACCGACCGCAUCCGCGCGGAGCUGCGCCUGCGCAAGUUCGCUGCGGUGCUGAGGCCAGACAUGGGGCACUUUGAUGCAGCCUUAGGGCAUGAGAGCCCGCGACUGGAUCUCGUGACCACGACUGAAUCGUCGGUGCCUGAGAUCGAAGGGGGGCGAUGUCCAAGCGCGGCCGCGGUGGCCGGCCCGCGAGGGUAG
Molecule: messenger RNA, 816 nt
Organism: Durusdinium trenchii
Lineage: Eukaryota; Dinophyceae; Suessiales; Symbiodiniaceae
Source: the annotation of a GenBank genome assembly